This is a messenger RNA of Dissoconium aciculare CBS 342.82, 2343 nucleotides long. RefSeq lists its product as uncharacterized. Gene Ontology annotation, biological process: lipid metabolic process. NCBI's taxonomy places the organism in Eukaryota, Fungi, Ascomycota, Dothideomycetes, Mycosphaerellales, Dissoconiaceae. The coding region runs from base 285 to 2045 and encodes 586 amino acids. The record is from RefSeq and is a predicted model, not a curated record. The transcript has a single exon.
CAUCUCUGCUGACGUCAACUCUCGUCCCGAACCAACGUUCUGUUCCACCACUAGUGAGGAUCACGAGCAGCAUCCGUUUGUCUUCUUCUUCUUCGAUAUUUCGAUAUAGUGCCUCUGGAAGAUCUAUACGCACAAUUUGGCCGGUGCCUCACAAUCUCCUCUGCCAUUUAUACACAUACAGACCCUCCUCCGGCCAACAGGGAGACUGCCGACAGGGAUAAGCAUCCCAUCCCGGAAAGCCCGGAGGACAUCUUCGGAAAGGGAUCCACGUCCGGCAAGCGAAAAUGAUGCCUCCGGACAUCCAAACGUCGGUGGAGGCCCGUCGGUACUACGACGCACUGCACGCCGAACUCAUCAAGACCGGCAAGUACCAUGCCUUCACAUUGCCGUGGUCGACGAUAGGCAUGGUCGCCGUCCCGGUCUACCUCAUGUUCGACCACCGACACUCCCGGCUGCGACGAGCGCUGCGGAUUCCGUUCUUCCUGCUGGUCGCCACUCACAGCAUAUGGGUGCUACUUACGAACCGGGCCCGGGACGCCGCCAUGGCCUAUCUGACCGGCCUCAUACCCAUUUUCUUGCUGCUCUGGAGCGCGACGUUCCUGCUGUACAGCGACGGCCAGCGGGAUUUCAAACGACUGCAGUACCGGAACAGCGUUGCUUUCGGCCGGUUCCACACCGACGGGAAGCGAACUGCAAAGGCAGCUGACGGCUACGCGGACGGCCCGGUCACCCGGAAAGACAACGGUCAUGCAAACGGUGACGGCAAAGGCUCCGCCAACGCGAAGUCAAAUGGCAGCGCCCACGGCCACGCCGACAGACCCUCGAACGAUACAGUCCGCAACGUCACCUCCACCACUCUCACCUACGACAACCCGCGCCGCGCCGAGACCGGCCCGGUCUACUGGCAGGGCUACCCGACAUCCUCGUUCCUCGAGCGUCUGGACUGGGUGGUGGAUCUCUUCACCAACUUCCGCGGCAUCAAUUGGAACUUCCAGAUCCCCGAUCUGCCGCCACGGCCCUCCUGGGUCGAGGCUGAUCUCGCCGGCAAGGUCAGCGGCACGCCCGAAUUCUACGAACACCUCACGCCCACGCCCGACGUCCUCGUCAGCCGCACGGGCGUCCAAGCCUUCACCUCGAGCCGGAAAACGGUCUGGUACAGCGCGGCGAAGCUCUUCUUCGGCUUCGUCAUCAUCCUGGACAUCCUGAAGCUCGCCGUCAUUCACGACCGGUACUUCUGGGGCUUCGUCGACCCCGUCCCGCCUGCGCCCGCCUAUCUCCCCUCCCUGAUCGCCGACUCGCCCUUCCUGCUCAAAUGGUACCGCUUGCUCCUCGGCUGCGGCGCAAUCUGGGCCGGGAUCUCAUCCAUCAUGGUCGUGGGUCCGCUCGUCUACGUCGGUCUCCUCGGACCCGAGCGCGUGGGAAUCCGGGGCGAGCCUUGGGCGAACCCACCCGAUGCGUUCGGAUCGCUGGCAAACGUCCUCGACAAAGGUCUCGCGGGGUACUGGGCCGGCUUUUGGCAUCAAAUUUUCCGCCGCACUUUCGAGGCGCCCGCCACGAAACUGAUGAACGCGUUGGGGAUCAAGCCGCGGAGCAACGCGGGGUUGCUGGCUGCUUCUGCCUGUGCAUUUGGCGUUUCGGCCCUCCUGCACAUGUCUGGAAGUUUCACCGAGCUCGGCGAUACCCGUCCGCUGAGCGGGCCAGGUUUAUUCUUCGUGCUGCAGCCGCUUGGGAUCUUCGCGCAGAUCUUCUUCGUGCGGGCACUGCGGGCCAGUGGUCUUGCGAAACUGGUCCCACGCUGGCUCGGGCGUCUCGGGAACUUUACUUGGAUGAUGUACUUCUUGUACUACACCGCACCCUUGCUCGUUGAGGACUUUGCUCGGGGCGGCGUGUUGCUGUUUGAACCAUUGCCUUUCAGCCCGACUCGUGCGCUAGGUCUGGCACCUGCGAAGGAAGAGGCGAUCGUGGGCCGGUUCCCAUUCUUGUUAGAUGGAGUGGCGUUCUGGCAUCAGGGACCGACUUGGUGGCAAACUGGACUUGCACUUUAAACGUUGACGCUGAAGAACGAUAGAUUGCGUUACAGCGCUAUCAUGGCAUCGUGGUCGAAUCCUCAUUCGAGGUUUCCAGUGCGGUCAAUUUGACGACUUGAUGAUCUCAUUCUAUGCAUUUUCUGCGAAUUCUUUUCCGUUUGGCAUGGGCGCUAGACAUGAAUAGCAUGAGCGAGUUGCACAAGUCGACGGCAUGAUGGUGGUUUCAUGCUUGUUGGAGUUCACCUAUAUAUGGCAUAUAAUUAGAUUGAACCGCCGUGAAAGACCGGGAAAACUUACACGACUUCAUCCUUCCGGC